AUACAAUAUAUAUAUAUAUAUCCUCCUCUAAAAAUAACUAAACAUUAUGCUCCACUAUAUCCCCUUAAUUACCAAAUAUAUAUAUAACUCCAUUAAUCAAACAACAUACAUCUAUCUAUAUCUCUUCCAUUCUCUUCGCCAAAAAAAUUACACCCCAAUCCACAGAUAUAGGUGCAGUAGUUGAAUUAAGGAACAAUUUUGGAAGAGAGAUAAGAUAUAUAAUGGAUGUGUUUGAAAAGAGAGAAAUGGCGGGCGAGAAAGCAAGAGAGGAGGAGGAGGAAGAGAGGUUGCUGUCGGAAGGGGUGACGGUGGUGGAUUUUGAUAUGUUGUGUUCGACGGUGGCGAGGCAAGCGCAAAAGGGACAGUGGGUCAAGUUGGAUUUGAAUGGAGAUGAAGAUAAUGUUGGUUAUGGUGGUGUUUUGAGGAUGUGGGAAGGUGAGCUCUUUUGUGAUUCUCUUGAAGAUCGUCGCAUCGCUAUUCAGUCCCUUUGCUGCCCCUGGUACAGAUUUGGUAAGAAUAUGAAGCGUGCUGGUUUUGGUUCCUGCUUUCUCCAGGGCUCUAUCUAUUUGAUUCUCACUCUUGUUGCUCUCCUAAGCAUGCUGGCAUUCACCGUCACAAAGAAGCGCUGCUUUCUCUAUAUUGGUGGUGCUUUUAUAAUCUUUGUUGGAUUAUAUAUGGGUUAUCACCGCACGAAAAUGAGAAACAAGUUCAAUAUCAGAGGUGAUAGUUCUUUGGAUGAUUGCAUCUUCCAUUUGACCUGUCCAUGCUGCACGUUAUCUCAGGAAGCUAGAACAUUAGAGAUGAACAACGUUCAAGACGGCAUUUGGCAUGGUAGAGGUGAUACCAUAUGCAUAGGAAGUUAUUCUGAGCUUAACAAGACUCCAUUGGAACUAAGUCCACCUGCUAUUGUGUCAACAAAGUCCUGAACCAUAAACUCUGCAGGGCUUAGGGCACAAGAAAGAACGAGAAUUCACGUAGCUAAUUAGCUAGAGUAGAGCUUCCCUUCACAUUGUUCUCUCCCUUAAAAAGCCAAGCCUACAAGCGCGGUCCUGAAUUAGCAACAUCCUUUUUUCCAGAGAGGAAGAAUUUCAUUAAACUUGCCCAUGCACACAAGGGGAGAAUCCCGAAUAGGUUAUCACAUGCAAUGCUAAGGCACAGAAUGCCUGCUGGUUUUAAGGAAGCAAGGCAUUUUCCAGCAUCAAAGCGGCAAAAUGCUUCAGAAAGGCGUGCUUCCAAUUCAAAAAUGUAUUGCGAAUAGGAAACUUGUAAGCAAUGUAGUAUAUGUAAUAUAGCAAAUGCUUCCAAAAAGAAAUGAGGGAGGCAAAUGCGUAUUAGUCACAUAGUUGAAGUCCAGUUCUUCAUAGAAUAGAACAAGCUUUCAUGUGUAAAUAUUCCAUUCAGCCAUAAAAUGAAGAGAUUUUACUUAUCUCCUGAGAAUGAAUACUCUUCUUGAUCCUA
Molecule: messenger RNA, 1458 nt
Organism: Capsicum annuum
Lineage: Eukaryota; Viridiplantae; Streptophyta; Magnoliopsida; Solanales; Solanaceae
Exons: 5
Coding region: 222-926 (234 amino acids)
Source: RefSeq, a predicted model, not a curated record